This is a messenger RNA of Exaiptasia diaphana, 3598 nucleotides long. RefSeq lists its product as uncharacterized. The transcript has 13 exons. Gene Ontology annotation, molecular function: transmembrane receptor protein tyrosine kinase activity; ATP binding. Gene Ontology annotation, cellular component: membrane; signaling receptor complex. The coding region runs from base 103 to 2850 and encodes 915 amino acids. Gene Ontology annotation, biological process: cell surface receptor protein tyrosine kinase signaling pathway; protein phosphorylation; positive regulation of kinase activity. Lineage: Eukaryota; Metazoa; Cnidaria; Anthozoa; Actiniaria; Aiptasiidae. The record is from RefSeq and is a predicted model, not a curated record.
GAACAGAGAGUCGAUCGAGUUUUCUUGGCUUCAUCAGUUAUAAUUGUUGUCUUCAAUUCUUUGAGAUCUCGGCGUAAAAGAUAUCUCGUGGCAUCAAGCUUUAUGGCGCAGUUUACUGUCCUUGGUCUAAUAUUGACCCUCUCAGCCGCAAACCUAGAAUGGCAUCAAAGCUUUGCAAAGAUACCCAAUAAUGUGAUAUUUUUUCACAAACCUCUUAUGGACGUGGUACUCCUCGGGGAUUCUUACAUCAUCAACUGUACAACGAACAGUUCAGAGGUGAAAACGUCGUUAAUGAAGGAUACCAAAACUAUCACAGUGAACCAAUCAAUCCCUGGACUAAACUCAAAAUAUUCAAAAGAAAGAGAUGUUUACACAAUAAGGAACUUCAAUAUGACUGACGCAGGGUUCUACCAAUGCAAAGCAAGCGACGUAAACGAAAAAAGUCUCACCUGGAGUGACACGCAGUUCUUAGUAAUGUAUGGUGUACAUGAACCAUUUAAACAAUUUUCAACUUUUCGAGACAGGAUGAAAGAUGAUGCCGUGGUUUUCCUGAAAAAGCCGUUUCUCAUCGAGGUCGUUGCGUCUGGAGACAACUUUGCCUUCGACUGUUCAACGAAUAACUCCAGCUUCACUACAACACUGCUCAAGCAGCAUAGGAAUCUAACAUGGUUUCCAGUCGAAAGCUACAGGAAACGAGUUCUGAGAAAAAGGGAUGUGUACACAAUCCUCAAUGUAACGAAGUCAGAUGGAGGUUUCUAUAAGUGUAACGCAAAUCACAAAGACGGUAACACAUCUAUUGCAUGGCCUCGUGGCUUUGGCCUACUUGUACCACACAGAAAUAAAUCGUCCUCAAUGUCCAUCUCUCCGCCCAAUACAGUAGAAAUUACAGAGGAAGAAAACAAAGACAUCACUUGUGAAAGUUCACUUGCUGUUUCGCUCAAAUGGACCAGAGUUAAGGGAGAUAUAAGCAAGCCAAUUUCAGCGAACAAGAUUAAGAAAAAAAAGGACCAUCAAAGAAAUUUAGCAAAAAGUAUACUGAUGAUACGAAACGUUGCUUUGAGUGAUGCUGGGAAAUACAACUGCGUACAGACGUACGCACGCAACCAAACAGAUGAGAUGACUGUAAUCUUAUAUGUUAAGGAAAAAAAUGUUGAGCUGCAAAUAUCGUGUGAUAAGGACAAAGUCAAAAAACAACCGCCGCACGCUGGCGAUAGUGUCAAGCUUGAAUGCUAUGUCAAAGGACAUCCAAAGCCCAACAUGACAUGCUAUAAAGAGAGUAAAAAUAUCUCUUUUCCGGAUCCACAACAAUGCAAGGACUGCAAACAGACAAUGGAAAUCAAAAACUCUACCGAUAAGGACAGUUAUGUACUCCAUGUUGCCAUGAAAGAACUGGAUUACCCCGAAGACAACGGGAMGUAUCAUUGUAGAGCUUUUUUAGAAGGRAAAAGUGUACAAGCGCAAAUCGACAUCAACAUACAAGACGUUCGCUUGGGAGGCAUUAUUAACAACAAGUACAGCCAGUACGGUAGAGUAGAAGUCUACUACAAUGGCACAUGGGGCACCAUGUGUUACGAUGGUUGGGACCGUCAAGACGCUCAAAUCAUUUGUCGAAUGCUAGGCUAUGGUACUGUAGCAAUCAUAAAUCGUGAUGAAAGCAUAAAAAACCCUGAAAAGAUCAUCUGGAUGAGUAACACACAAUGUAAUGGCACUGAGCAAUCGAUUAAACAAUGUCGGUUCAAAUGGGGUGAUAAAUGCAAAGACAAUGAUGGCGUCAUCGUGCAUUGUAAAACGGUGAAAACAGAACCAACUACAGUAGCCAUUCAAGCUCCUGAUACUCAAUCUACAGCUCAAACCACAGACACAGAAACUACUGUGKUUCAGUCGACACGUUCUGUACUAUCAUUGCCAACCUAUGCCAUAGCAGCCAUAGCCAUUGCUUSUAGUGUGUUUGUUAUUCUAUUGCUCAUUUCUGUGUUUCGCAAGUUACAAGCGAGAAAAAAUCAACCGUGUGAUGAUUCCGACGCUUGGGAAAUAAGCUUAAGCCAAAUCGAAUUCAUGGACCAACUGGGAAGAGGAGCCUUUGGUAAUGUCUAUAAAGGUGCGAUCGAGAAGGACGUUGUUGAUAGAAAAUACGUGACCAAAAACUACACCAACAUGAAGAACGAUGAUCCCUAUUGUAAACUGAAAGAUGCAGAAAACGCGUCUGACGAAGCCGAAAACGAGACAUUUGAAGAAUUGAUGAAGGAUUUGAUUCGCUACUCAUGGCAGAUAGCACUUGGCAUGGAAUACCUGGCAUCAAAAGGAAUCGUCCAUCGUGAUCUGGCCGCUCGUAAUAUCCUGAUAGGUGAAAAUUACUUGAUAAAAGUCGCAGAUUUUGGACUUUCUCGUAACAUGUCAUACAGCCACAUCUACAAAGCGCAAACCACUCUCAAGCUGCCGUUGAAAUGGAUGUCUCCUGAAGCAAUAUUUGACCAGACAUUCACCGUGAAAAGUGACGUGUGGUCAUACGGUGUGGUUCUCUGGGAGAUCUUCUCCAUGGGCAUGGCACCGUAUCCUUCCAUGACCAACGCGGCAGUUCUGCGUAAGCUGAGAGCUGGAUAUCGUAUGAAGAAGCCUGAUCUUUGCCCUGACGACAUAUACUCAGUGAUGAGGAGCUGUUGGGAGGAACAACCUAGUGCUCGCCCUACAUUCAAAGACAUCAUCGAAACUCUCGAAAUUACCAUGACACGAGAAAACCCUUACUUUGAAUUACUUGAGACCACUCAAGCUGGCAAAGACUACGAAAUCCCCAAAUUAGACGUCAAUGUCACAGAUGAAUCGACAGACGAAGAAAAAGAAACCGAAUUCUAAAAUGAAAUAAUACGCCCGAGGGGGAGGGGGUUGUGAGUAAUUGCUCGUCGUUUGAUGAAAAUAACCAAUUUGGUAUAUUUGUAGGAUUUCAAAUUUAACUUUAGGAAAUACGAGUAGUAAUUGUAAUCUUUUAAGCAGUCAGAAAAAUAUAUAGGAAAAUUAACCAGUGCAAUAAGCGUCUUAAUACAUGACAUUUAGAGCAAUUAAUAGUAUUUAAUAAUCGUUUUGUUACGCCCUUUUGGGAUAACUUUUGGUAUCUUUAGGGGUAUUUCGGAAAAUCUCCGACGAGCACACUCGCAAGUUACUCUCCACCCACCGAGGAUAAACCGUCGUUUGAACACAAUGAUUCUAAUUGUUAAAACUAUGAUUUCGGUGUUGUGAAGCUACAUGCAACUGUAAGACGCUAAGUUAUAAGGACGGUCACAAGUCUUAUUGCUCAAGUAAGUAAUUUAAAGUUCAUAAUUCACAAAUUAUAUUCUUAUUUAGCUUUGGGAAAAUGGAUAGGAAAACCGCUUUAUCUACUGCAUGAUGCGUAGAAAUUUUCACAUGAUAAAUUGUCUCUUCUUUGCUUUAUUCGUUUUUGUGACGAAAGGCCUUAUGGGACCUCUCGUCACUAUAUCAUCGUGUCGAGUGACGAAACGUAACCAUCCACUUGUAGCAGGCGUUCCUUGCGAGUCCAUGAUAUGUUUUUAAACUUAAACGUUGAAAAGAGAAAAUCAUCUAGAGAAAAACAAACGAAGUAACAACA